GUUCCCAGGUGUGGCCGGUGGAGGGGCAGCAGUGAGCAGGGCGGCGCUGAGGCCGUCACAGAUAAGGCCUGAGAAGAAGAGGUUAGCUAGUUUCUGCAGCUCGCUGUUUGCUUUGGAUCAAGAUGCCGGCUGUCUGGCGUCGUCCAGGCGGGUUCUGACCGACCGAUGCCUUCAUCAUGAUGCUGAGCUGCAGCGCCCUGGUCCUCGCCCUCCUGGUGUCGCAGACCAGGAGCUUCCUGACCUCAGAGGACGACGGUGUCCCUGAAGAGUGGGUUCUCCUCCACGUGGUUCAGGGCCACAUCGGGGCAGGGAACUACAGCUACCUACGCCUCAACCACGACGGCAGAAUCAUCCUGCACAUGCAGAGCCUCAAGGGGGACGCAGACCUCUACGUGUCGGAUAAAACCCUGCAGCCGAGCUACGACACCUACAAGCUGCAGUCCGCCACCUGCGGCCAGGACGUGGUGGUGGUGCCCGGGGACUUCGUGAGGCCUGUCGGCAUCGGCAUUUACGGCCACCCGUCUCACCAGGAGAGCGAGUUUGAAAUGCGGGUGUUCUACGAUCAGACGGUGCCCCUGAAUCCGUUUGACGCAGGCUUGCACACGUCAGAGGACGGACACGAGCCAAAGCAGCCGCCCCAGGCUGCGGAUGAGAAAGAGGCCUCGAUCGUUUGGACAAUUCUGAUUGGACUUUUGAAGAUUAUACUGGAGAUUUUGUUUUGAAAACGGGGAUAUUCCUUGCUGCUGUGACAGGGGGAAGAGACUCGGUUCCUGGUUCACUCGGCCUUGAUAAAUUAAAGAUUUAUUUUUCCUUUCAUUCUGUAAGGAUGAGAAAAUGUCCCACAAAACCUCAGUUAGAAUUCAGGCAUUUUAAACUGGAAAAAACACACUUGAUCAAAAAGAGAGAUAAAUGAGAAUGUCCCUCGGUGGAGCUCAAACAUCCACCAAGACCCAAAUGUCUCUAGAAUCCAAUCAAGCUGCACCAAAUCACCGAAUCAUAGAUAUCAGUCCUGUGAUUGGACCUGAAUUAUUCUGCUGGAAAAGUAUGAAAAUGAUAAGAAACGUCUUCUCUCACAUUGUUUAAGAAGCUGUAACCACACAAACAUAACCUCCUCGUGGAGAUGGUCAGUUUUUAAAUUAGAAGCUGGAUCACUUGAGUUCACCAGUGAAGCUCGACCAAUCAGAAAACGUCUGUAUGUUUGAUGUUAAGUGAUUAAACAUGAGCAGAGUUCUCAUUCAACUGGAGAGUGAAGUGAGUUAAGUUCAAAUUAAACUUUUAGGUUCGCUGCAGUUUUUUUGAUUGAAUUGCAGUUCAACCAAUAGGACAAGAGGAGGGGGGGGGUGUAUCUUUCUUAAAACAUGAUCGAGCACUGAAGAUGAGCGACUGAGAUCUUACUGAAUUCCACUGAAACUCACAUGUCUGAAAGCAAUUAGUGUAGAUACUGGGACGCCCCCCCCGCCCCCCCAAUCAAAGCUAGCAUUUAUGCAAUUAAGCUGGUCAGACCACAUCCAGACGUGGAAUUAGAACAUUGAAUACCUCUAUUACAUUCAAAUGAUCAGGUUCAUCUGGUUAACUGGGGUCAACUCACUGAAAUAAGGUGAUUGGAUCAAGAAGAGGGUUUAAGAGGGUUUGACCUUUUUUUAUUUGGAAACUUGUCACCGAAUCACUUCUGUGUUUUUUGUUUCGGUGCAAACUGAUCUCAGAUUUUCAUGUUUCUUUGCUGAGCUGUCAGAGGAGUGAACUACAUCCUGUCUCCUCAGACUCUCUAACAGCCUGUCCCCGAGCAGGGAGACGACUGCAGCACCGUUCACACCUGGUGUCAACAUCUGUCCUGAGGGAUCCUGUCACAAGUGUCCAAGUUCAGAUCACCCGCUGUGCAUUGACUCUUCAGAACCACCUCGUUCCUGAGUCGUGAAGCUGUUGGUGUGUUUGAAAUCCCAAAUGUGGAGAAAGAAAAAGAUGGACACUGUAAAUAACAUGUUGCAUUUGUGUUCUGAGCUUUGACACAACACGUUGACUCCUCUGAACACUAUUUAUAUACCAGAGCAGAGAGAGAGGUUCAACAUUAAGUUCAUUGGUUUGUGAGCAGAGACAUCAACAAGUUGUGUAUCAAGCUUUAUAGGUUGUUGUUCUGAGACAACGGCGAAAUCAAAUUCUCUCCAAUUCCGACACCACAUGGACGCACAAUCUGAGGUGUUCUGUGCUGCGUGUGCUCUCUUUCAUUUGAUUGUGUGAACAGACACACACCAAAGGACUCAGCUACAGCUACACACACUGGAAGAAUAGAGUAAUCUCAGGAAUAGAGCGAUGAGAAGGAUGCAUUUGACCAUCAGGCGUGAACAGAUGAACUUACAGCUGUCUACUUGUGAGCAGAUCUCUCAGGAAGUGGGGUGGUGGACCCGGUGUGAGACCCGGUGUGAGACCCGGAGUGAGACCCGGUGUGAUCGGAGCCUCUGAGCGUUGAACAGGAACCUCUCCGUCAGCUCCUCGCUCAUCUUUAAAACUAAUUUAGCAUCAGGCAGAGAUGACAGCUGUGUGUGUCUCUCGCCUGUGAAUGAAAACCACUUGUCUUAACUCUGCAUAUCACACAGGAAACUUAGCAAUACCCUGAUUGUCAGCCCUUUAUCCUGGAGGCUCCUUCAGGAUACCCGUGCUGCUCUGUUUUCAUGUACUUGCUGAAUUUCCCCUCUAGACAGGAACCUCUGGUCCACAGCGACGUUUCAUUUGGUUUUGAUGGUUCACUUUGUUUCACCUGUUGGACGAGCUCCUGAGUUAAACACCCCCUCCUCCAGCUUCAGAGGAGGUCAGCUACCGUUCACCACUGAGCAGAAAUGUUCACCAGUGCCUUCAGACCCUUCCUGUGCCGGGAGGAGCAGCCAAACAGUUUCCCUGUUUCCAGAGACGAUUCUGUCUGGUUUACAAAAUAAAACUCUUGUCAUACAGACUGUUUAAACC
Molecule: messenger RNA, 2955 nt
Organism: Platichthys flesus (European flounder)
Lineage: Eukaryota; Metazoa; Chordata; Actinopteri; Pleuronectiformes; Pleuronectidae
Gene: c5h6orf120
Product: chromosome 5 C6orf120 homolog
Exons: 2
Coding region: 177-722 (181 amino acids)
Source: RefSeq, a predicted model, not a curated record